UCGCGUAUUUGCUUAAACCAGUUCGGUCGCUCUGUUAUCGGAACAAUUGAAGUCACCAUCAUGUCUGACGAUAGCGGUAACGAUGAAGUUGAAGUGAAGAGAGUGUUCAUUGGAGCAGGAUGCAACAGAGUAGUGAAUAACGUCUCAUGGGGCGCCUGCGGAUUGGUCUCUUUUGGUGCCCAAAACGCUGUUGCCAUUUUCUGCCCUAAGAGUGCACAGAUUUUAACUACGCUUCCGGGUCACAAGGCCUCUGUUAACUGCACCCAGUGGCUUCCAAGUAGCAAGUUUGCAUUUAAAGCUAAACAGAUAGAGCGGCAUUACCUGCUUUCUGGAGAUGCUGAUGGCUCCAUUAUUCUUUGGGAAUUCUCUCUUGUUGACAAGAAGUGGAGGCAGAUGUUACAAUUACCAAAAUCACACAAAAAGGGUGUCACUUGCAUUUCUGGAAUAAUGGUUUCUCAAGCUGAUGCAAUAUUUGCAUCCAGUUCUUCUGAUGGUCUAGUUCAUAUAUGGGAAUUGGUCCUUCUAUCUGCUCCUGGAGGUGAUGUCAAGUUGUCAUGUCUGGAGUCUCUCUCGGUUGGAUCAAAGUCUAUGGUGGCACUUUCAUUAGCAGAGUUGCCUGGAAGUUUGGGGCAUAUAGUUCUUGCAAUGGGGGGAUUAGACAACAAGGUUCAUCUUUACUGCGGGGAGAGGACAGGAAAGUUUGUUCAUGCUUGUGAGUUGAAAGGGCAUACAGAUUGGAUACGAAGUUUGGACUUCUCACAUCCUGUGUGCACUGAUGGUGAAGCAGACAUCAUUCUGCUUGUAAGUUCGUCACAGGACAAAGGCAUUCGUAUAUGGAAAAUGGCCCCGAGAGGUUCUUUAGCCAACACCCAAGAUGCAAAAGAAAUAAGCCUAGCUUCUUAUAUCAAAGGUCCAGUGGUUGUGGCUGGCUCUUUCUCUUAUCAAAUAUCCUUGGAGUCUCUUAUAAUUGGACAUGAGGAUUGGGUGUACUCAGUGGAGUGGCAUCCCCCUUCAUCUUCCCUUACAGAAGAGCUUGCUUGCCAUCAGCCCUUGAGCAUUUUGUCUGCAUCAAUGGACAAGACAAUGAUGAUCUGGAAACCAGAAAAGACAACCGGUAUUUGGAUGAAUGUAGUCACUGUUGGGGAACUAAGCCAUUGUGCUUUAGGGUUUUAUGGUGGCCACUGGAGCCCGGAUGGAGAUUCCAUUUUAGCGCAUGGAUACGGAGGAUCUUUCCAUUUGUGGAGAAAUGUUGUUACCGACAAAGAUAACUGGCAACCACAAAAAGUUCCAUCUGGGCACUUUGCUGCAGUGACAGAUCUUGGAUGGGCGAGAUCUGGUGAUUACAUGUUGUCAGUCAGCCGUGACCAGACAACUCGUAUUUUUGCUUCAUGGAAAAAUGAAGCUUCACCUGCAGAUGAGGGUUUCUGGCAUGAGAUUGCUCGGCCUCAAGUUCAUGGUCAUGAUAUUAAUUGUGCGACCAUCAUCAAAGGAAAGGGGAACCAUCGUAUUGUCAGUGGAGCAGAUGAGAAAGUAGCUAGAGUAUUCGAAGCUUCUCUGUCUUUUCUUAAGACACUGAAUCAUGCCACUUCUCAGAGGUGUGGUUUUCCAGAAGACCUCCAAGUAGAUGUUCAGAUUUUGGGUGCAAAUAUGUCUGCUCUUGGGCUGUCACAAAAGCCUAUAUAUGUGAAUGCUGCGCAUGAGAGCCCUGAUAGAAAUGGAAAUGUUGGUAUGGACACCAUUGAAAGUAUUCCUGAUGCAGUUCCAGUUGUAUUAACUGAGCCUCCUAUUGAAGACAUACUGUCAUGGCAUACGCUAUGGCCAGAGUCACAUAAACUUUAUGGUCAUGGAAAUGAAUUGUUUUCUUUAUGCAGUGACCAUGAGGGAAAGCUUGUCGUUUCAUCGUGCAAGGCUCAGUCAGCAGCAGUUGCAGAAAUAUGGUUAUGGCAAGUGGGUUCAUGGAAAGCAGUUGGUUGCCUGCAGUCUCAUAGCUUAACAGUAACUCAGAUGGAAUUCUCUCAUGAUGAUAAUUUGCUCUUGGCUGUCUCAAGGGAUCGCCAAUUCUCAGUUUUCACAAUCAAAAGAACAGGUGAUGAAAUUAGCUACAACCUCUUGGCGAGACAAGAGGCGCACAAAAGAAUUAUAUGGGCUUGUUCGUGGAACCCUUAUGGUCAUGAAUUUGCAACUGGUUCAAGGGAUAAAACAGUGAAGAUUUGGGCAGUAGAUAAAGAGAAUACAGUUAAACAGAUCUCGAGUCUCCCUCAGUUCAGCAGCAGCGUCACGGCCCUCUCUUGGGUUGGUGUUGAUCGUCAGAGAAAUCGUGGGCUUCUUGCAGUUGGAAUGGAAACCGGACUCAUUGAACUCUGGAACCUCUCUGUCACAAGAACAGACGACGGUAGUAUAAAAGCACCAGCCCCUGCAGUGGCUGCGCGAUUUGAUCCAUUUAUUUGCCAUGUUUCCACAGUCAACCGUUUGGCUUGGAGAAAUGCUGAGAAGCAUGAAGACAGCAGGAGCGUGCAACUCGCCUCUUGUGGUGCCGAUCACUGCGUGAGAUUAUUUGAGAUAAUUGUUGAUUAAUCAGAUAAAAAUUAAUGUUGUAUCAACAGACAUCUUAAAUCCAUAUGACUGAUGGUUACUAGUUUCAUAGAACUGAAAUUCUUGGGCAGUUUUCUAUAGAUGAAUGUUCUUUGUUUGCCCAAACUCAUUAAAUCAUUGGUUCUGCAAUAGGUUUUUUCUUGUAAACUUCUUGCUUAGCGGGUGAGGAUUUGAUUGAUUAUAGGCCCUCUAUGACCCUAAUUUUCAACCUG
Molecule: messenger RNA, 2804 nt
Organism: Tripterygium wilfordii
Lineage: Eukaryota; Viridiplantae; Streptophyta; Magnoliopsida; Celastrales; Celastraceae
Product: elongator complex protein 2
Exons: 10
Coding region: 61-2574 (837 amino acids)
Biological process (GO): tRNA wobble uridine modification
Cellular component (GO): elongator holoenzyme complex
Molecular function (GO): protein binding
Source: RefSeq, a predicted model, not a curated record